AUGAAAGAAGAAGGAAUGAUGGUGGCAGCCACCAACCUGCUACUUCCGCAAAGGGAACAAAUACACACUAUGUCGAACGUUCUCCUCCUCAGAGAGCCUUCUUCAGAUAGCCUGGAUCGCUAUGAAGUAGCGUUCAGAUCCGAAAACUACCACCCACUAUCAGUUCCAGUGCUCGAAACGGUCCACACGAACAUUUCGCGUCUUCGUGAUAUUAUCCAGAAAGGGCCCCAAUUACAAGGAAUCCAAGGGGUAGUCAUCACAAGCAAGCGUUCCUGCGAUGCAUGGAAGGAAGCCUUGCAACUUCUUCAGGAGGGUCGCAACACAACAGCCUUAGCCGUUUGGUGCUCUAUUCCGAUCUACGUCGUGGGGCAGACGACUGAGACUGCUCUCAGAGAGGUUUUCUCAACGUUCGGUCUCCCUGAGCCGGAUAUCAGAGGCCAGACGUCGGGAAACGCUGGGUCUCUGGGUCUAUUCAUCCUAGACGACCUCCGAGAGCGGCCGGCGAAGCUGUUGUACCUCACAGGCGAUAAGAACCGCGACACUAUCAGUCGCAUCCUCACAGACGGCGGGAUAUCGUUGGAACUCUUGCGGGUGUACGAAACGCGAGGCUCAUCGAUCUUCGAGUCGUCGUUGUCUGCAGCUCUAGCCUCUUCACCGAAGUAUUCGCCUGAAGCCAGAAAACACUGGUGGAUCGUGUUCUUCGCUCCGUCCGCUGCAGCAUUCGUGAUGCCCAUCUUGCGCAAGUAUUUCUACUUGGAGGAUGAGAGCUUAGAAUCCGCAGGUUUGCUUCCCUCGAAGAUCGCAGCCAUCGGACCCACGACCGACGCCUUCCUUCGAGACGAUCUUCACCUUCGCGUUGCAGCCAUGGCCCAGAGGCCUACCCCAGAGGACCUCAUUUCCGUCAUAAAGCGCCAGGACGACGACGAUCCGUAA
Cyclocybe aegerita is the source of this 933-nucleotide messenger RNA. Lineage: Eukaryota; Fungi; Basidiomycota; Agaricomycetes; Agaricales; Hemipholiotaceae. The record is from the annotation of a GenBank genome assembly.